AUGACGCGUCAGCACGGUAGUUCAUCUUCCGGUCUGGAUCUGCACCGCGAAGCGAGGGAGCACUCUGCGGGCUACGCCCCAUCGUCUUCCUCCUCGAGCGCGUUUUUCCAUGCUAGCAGCCCACACGGAGGUGGAUCACAUGUGGAAAAUGGUGGUCCAGGAUUUAUUGGUGUUCCUGCAAGCAGCAGCGCGUCUUCAACAUCUUCUUCAAGUAGCGCUGCUCUGUACGGAGAUCAUCAACAUGCUGCGAUGAAUCAUUUCGGACAUCUUCCUCAUCACCAACACCACCUCUCGCUGUCCCAACAGAGCGCCAGAGCGCAUGCGCACCUGCAUAAUCAUGCGCAACUCCACGGGACCGCCCAUGCACUGGCCGAAGGACAGUCGUCAUACGCUUGGGACCACAUGCACGCCAUUCACCACCACGCGAGAAGGUAUAGGGGAAUUUUUGUGGCGGUGAUCUGUUUUCUAGAUAGAUAUAAAAGUAGUAAUUCGUACUACUUUCACACCAUCUCCCUUCGGUGGUGACGGAGACACCGCGUUGAUCUUGAUGCUAUCGCUAUGGCAUGAAACAGUAUAUGCUAUGCUUUAAUUGUUCUGAUGAAAAUCAUCGACCCAUGAUGAUAUUUCGUUCCCAGGUUGGUCGGCAUGCCGGACUACAAGUACUCGCUUUUCGAGACGGAAGAUGUGACAGCGUGGCUCGCCUUCACGGGCUUUUUUUUCCUGCUCAUCUUCUGCGACUUGUUUCUCAUGAACCGCAAGAAGCAGCGGAUGACGCUUUUUGCCGCGACCUGCCAAACGCUUUUUUGGAUGUUCAUGGCAAGUCUGUUUUGCGCGUUUCUCUACCAAAGAUAUGGGCGGAAAGACGCGUACCAGUGGGCGAGUGGGUACAUUCUCGAGUGGAUGCUUUCCUUCGACAACUUAUUUGUCUUCCACUUGAUUUUCCGAGUUUACCAAACGCCGGAAACAUUGAAACAUAAACCGCUGAUCGUCGGCAUUUGUGGCGCGGUGGUGCUGUAUGGAAGCGGAAAGCUGCUGCGCUUCUAUCAGUGAGAUGUCAAGGAGAAAUAAGGUCCCGCAACAUGCAUAUAUGUGCAACACUAUUUCUUAUUUGAGCUGUACACGAAAAGCAAAGACCACUCUGCGGUCUACAUCAUGAAGACUCAUUUCCUAGGAAUUAACUUUUGAGGCGUGGCGGGACUCUAGAAGCUGCAUCGAUAGAUUCAGCGGCUUUUCGUUGCCACAUGACGCGAUUAGGGUUCAUCGUCAUUGGGGAGCUUCUGAUGCACGCCAUAUGGGCCGCACACCUCGUGUUCGGGAUGUUUCUCGUGUAUAUUUCGUUUUUGAAGAACAUAAUUGUUUUUUACCAGCAUGAGCUUUUGCCCUUGCAUGGAAAGGAAGCAGCGAUGUUUGGUAACCUCAUUAGCAAAAGGUAUUUCAAAAACAAAUAACAUGAAAUCGAUGUCGUAAUUCCAACACAGAUACACUGGCGUCCGCGCCAUUGUCCAGGAGGAGGACGACGAGGAUCCGACGCAGUUUUCUUCUGUGCGGUUCCUGCAGAAGCGGGUGCCCUUUGUCGGGAUUUAUGACCAGGAGGGCAGCUUCUUCAUCCAAGUCCCCAUUUAUGCAAUAGAAAGAAUUUGGUUUUAGAUACAGCAGGAGCGUGCAGCACUAGACAUAAAAAUUUUAUUUCAUGAUCUUGCUCCUGCUGUUGCUGGUCGUGCUGAGUCAUAACAUAAGGAGCCGCAAUAUCCGUAGCAAUUAAAUCCGAAAACAAAAGAUUCAAAAUCAUGCACAUUGACAUUUCACGCUCGUCUCCGUUUGGCGAGUCUGUGUGUGUGCCUGCGGUUAAUGUACCACUUUUCUUUCUCCUCAUACCACGGACGCAAAUGGGAACCUUAUGAGCGUGGAGCACUUAAAGUACGACCCCACUCGAGAUUCCAAUUUGAAAGGAGAAAGUAGUAUGGCUGCGCUUGCUGGUUCCUCUAAGAACGACGACCUCCAGCUGCACAACGCCGCCAUAACAACUACGGCAGGAGCGAAGAUUAACAGUUCAAGGAGUAGUUGUGAUGCGGACGCAAACAGUUGCGCUGCAAAUGGUGCGAGGCAAAUCCUGAUGUCACCGCCAACGUCCGUGGACGAGUUGAAACUGCUGCGGAAUAUGAGCAAACCAAACUCUUCUCCGCGGCAAGUUGCAAAGGGAGCAGGACCUAGUACAACAGCAUCAAACGCGAACUCCUGCGAAAUUGUGGUCAACAAGGAGCAAGACAGGGACCACGGGCAGUUAAGCACGACCACCGCAGCAACGAACAGUAACGCGAGCCUAGCGGCACACGACCUUUAUUAUGAAAGUGGCCACUUUAGUAGUCUCCCUGCCGAUCCGCCGAAGAACGUCCAUCAUUACGAGACCCGGGCGACAAUGCUGUUUUUGGUUGUGGUGUGUUUGGAGAUCUGCGACCUGAUCUUUGCCGUGGACAGCGUCUCCGCCAUCGUAGCGCAGGUUUCGGACCUGUUUCUGGCAUACACGAGUGCGGUGUUCGCGAUGCUCGGGAUACGAUGCUUGUUCUUCAUCGUCAACGCACUAGCAGACGUACUGAUACUAGUGCUUUCUUGUUGUACUGAAGAAGAAAAGUCCAAGUCGCGAGUAGCAUUUAUCUGUUCAUCGUGCUCCUGCUACUACUAGUACGCAUGAUGAAAGUGACGACUGGGAAGAUUGGAGAUGCGAGCCGUAUUUGCGCUAAACCUAAAUUCGCACAGCGUCUACAUAAAAUUUUCAGGUUUUCGCCCUACUACAGUACGGCGUGUCGCUGAUCCUGAUUCUGCUUGGGCUGAAACUAGUCCUCUCGAAAGUGAUCGAGAUCAGCCCGGAGAUAGUGUGCUUGUCUCUGUUCCUGAUUCUAGUCGCCUCGAUGGUCGCCUCAGUCGUCAUGGACAUGUGCGAACAGGAGAGGAGUAAGUCAAAAGACAGCUCAUCUGUGGGCUUCGGUUCACCAGGGGGCGAUAUUGCGAGCCACCGGGAGGACGUAAGUCCUCAGCAUGAGGUGGAACAGCAAAGAGAGUCACGGAGUACUCCGGCUCGAGGCCCAGGAGUGGAGGCAGGACCUGCUCAUGAAGCAAAAGUUGUUGCCAGAGCGGCACCGGCGGUUUGAGAAUCAUGCGCUGGAAAGGGCCAGGAUAAGGCCAGGCAAAAUUGGUUUCAACACACGUAGACUUUUUCAGCCUCGGGCCGAACAAUGUCGGCUUCAAAAUAACAGCCCGAAAUUGAUGCAAAAAAUGACAUCACGACGAUUCCUUCGGCUGCAGCCUAGCCGCCGCAUGAAUGGAUGGAUGAUGCAAUGUCAGACAGAUUUCGAUUUUACUUCACUAGUUUGUUACGUUUAAGCAUCCCUACCCUUUUGGGUUCACUUCGGGUAGAAAUUUGAAUUAGACUGAGAAUAUAGGAUCGACGUAGGCAGCCAAGAACAAAGCUAGAGUUCCGCCGAGUAGUUUGAGUAGAGACUACAGCUUCGCUUUUUACUUUUUUUUCACCAAGUGGAAGCAGAACAGCACGAAACAAUGUUUGCCGAACACGUUUCCGUUUUGUUUUCAAUGUAGAAUGCAAAUGUAACAAAACCAAGAGAAUACUUUUUCUGAGAGGGUGGCUCGUUGUUCCCAGUGCCACCCUCUUGAUCAUCAAUUUGAUUGUACACAACCAGUGGAACAUGCUGAAAUUUUUCACAUUUCACAGACGAAAUGCAUACUCAACCGAUG
This is a messenger RNA of Amoebophrya sp. A120, 3747 nucleotides long. The record is from the annotation of a GenBank genome assembly. NCBI's taxonomy places the organism in Eukaryota, Dinophyceae, Syndiniales, Amoebophryaceae.